This is a messenger RNA of Nematocida minor, 582 nucleotides long. RefSeq names its product 20S proteasome subunit beta 4. The record is from RefSeq and is a predicted model, not a curated record. NCBI's taxonomy places the organism in Eukaryota, Fungi, Microsporidia. The transcript has a single exon. The coding region runs from base 1 to 582 and encodes 193 amino acids. Gene Ontology annotation, cellular component: proteasome core complex.
AUGGAUGUACUGUUUGGAGUGGCUGGAAGAGAUUACGUUGUCUUAGCAUGUGACACAAUGUUUAGGAAUAACGUUCUUGUUCCCAAGAAUGAUCACAACAAGUGCACAGAGAUAACGAAGUAUUCCGCUGUGAUCUCUGGGGGAAAGCAGGGAGACUGCGACAGGGUUAUACGGGCUGUCCUGGAGCAACUGAAGUACGAGAAUAUUUCCAAUGGCUUGGAGCUCACAGAGAAAGUGUUCUCAAGCGCUCUCCAGGAAGAGAUACACGGAAGACUAAGAAGGAGCCCUGUUGAGCUGAGCUCAAUCGUCGGGGGGGUCUCUGAAGGCACAGGAAAGCUUUUUAUGGUGGAUCAGUACGGCGCGUGCUCAUCGUACAAGCACAUGGCCACAGGGUACGGUGCUCCCUUCUUCAUUACAGGGAUGAAAAUGAAGCAUACAGAUGAAAUGGGAGUAAAGGAGACAGUUGACUUAAUACAGGAGAUAUACGAAGGAGUAAAAAGAAGGCUAGUGCUGAACUACGGCAAGCUGCACUUUUGUGCAAUUACGAAAGAUGGAGUGCAGCGGUUUGAUGACACCUCCUAG